Messenger RNA from Paralichthys olivaceus (Japanese flounder), 3092 nucleotides. The record is from RefSeq and is a predicted model, not a curated record. NCBI's taxonomy places the organism in Eukaryota, Metazoa, Chordata, Actinopteri, Pleuronectiformes, Paralichthyidae.
GAGAACUACUGCGACAUGCGGAUCAGCCUGAACCAGAAGCCCAACAGCAGCAGAGACUUUGGCUUCCAGGCAGCCUGGGACUCAACCGGAGCUCGAGUCACGUCCAUCCAGCCAGGCAGCUCGGCUGAGAUGUGCCAGCUCCAGGCCGGAGACGAGGUGCUGACAGUGAACAGCCAGCAGGUGGCAAAAAUGAGCUACACAGACUGGAAGUCCUGCAUGGAGGAGGCUCUGCAGGAGGGCAGCCUGGUCAUGGAUGUUCGCCGUCAUGGCAAAAACAACUGGGACAGAGACCAACCUUCCCUGCCAUUUAAAAGCCAUAAGACCAUCAAUCUGACCAGUACGGAUCAUCCGAUACUUCUAGGUUCCCCUGAUUCAAACACCUCAAACUCCAGCCUGGACUUCACCUCGCGCAUGACCUCGGAAAUGCUGCUGCCCAAAGAGCUUCCCGCCAACCCAGGCGUCGAUUUGGCCUCAAACAGAGUUAAUGGAAGUUUCCAUGAGAAGCCGGUGACCAUGAGGAACAAAGAGUCAGAACCCAUAUCUUUGAAAAACUUAAAACGGCGAUCAGAGUUUUUUGAACAAGGAGGAUCAGAGUCUGCGAUGCCAGAUAUACCUGUUCCUUCAAUCACUCUCCCCUCCAGCCGCUGGUCCUGGGACCCAGAGGAGGAGCGCAGGAGACAAGAAAAAUGGCAGAAGGAACAGGAGCGCCUCCUACAGGAGAAAUAUAAGCGUGACCAGGAGAAGCUGCAGGAGGAGUGGCUGAAGGCUCAGGAGGAGAUCAACACGACCGUGGACCAGCCAGAUUCAGCAAAGCCCAGCAGCCUGGAGGGGAACAGCUACAGCAUCAGCCCACACUCGCCCCUCUUUCCUGUCAACCAGCCUACUUCUUCUCAGUGGGAAGAGGAAGAGAGACAGAGGAAGGAGGAGCAGGAGCGCCGAAGGCAGGAGGAGGAGAAGAGGAAGCGGGAGGAGGAGGAACGAGAGCUGUGGCGUCUGCGGGAGGAGAGGGAGAGGAAGGAGAGGCAGGCAGAGGAGGAGAGGAAGAGGAGGGAGGAGGAGAAGAGKAAGCGGGAGGAGGAGGAGAGAGAGCUGCAGCGUCUGAGGGAGGAGAGGGAGAGGAAGGAGAGGGAGGAGAGGGAGAGGAAGGAGAGGCAGGCGGAGGAGGAGAAGAGGAAGCGGGAGGAGGAGGAGAGGGAGAGGAGGAAGAGGGAGGAGGAGGAGGAGAGGAAGAGGAAGGAGGAGGAGCUGAGGAAAAGAGAGGAGGCGAGGGAGGAGGAGCGGAGGUGGCAGGAAGCUUUGGAGCAGCAGCACAGAGAGCGGGAGCGAGCCUUCCAGCAGCAGCAGCAGCAGCAGCAGCAGCAGCAGUGGGCUGCUGACUCCCAUGGCUUUAAUGUGCAGCCUGCACUGUCCUUUUCUGACAGGGCAAAAUCCAAAUCGUCUCCCCAGCUCGAUGCAGAGGACAAACCUCAGAGGAGAGGUGAGAACGUACAGCAGGGGGGCAUGGCCCAUUGGCUGCUGGAGGAGCAGAUGAGGAGUGAGCGUGUCAAGCAGACCCGGAGUCAGAGGGCUGCGUCAGAGCUGGAGAUGGAGCGGAGGAACAUCCUCAACGCCAUGAGAUACAGAGAGCCGGAGAGAGUGACAGGUGGAGGUGGCCUGGAUGAGAGUAAGAGUCAACAGGCCCUGUCACAGGCUGAGCUGGAGCGGCAGCAGAUCCUGAACGAGAUGAAGAAGAAAGCGCCGCUGCUGACUGACAGCAGCUGGAUCCGCCAGCGCUCUGCUAACGCGGCCACCAACAAGGAGAGUGACUUGCCACCCAUGCGAAGAGGCGACUCCCUUGACAACUUGGACGCCUCCUACAACUCGUGGCGCUCGUCGUGGACACCCAGGAGCAACUCUUACGUCCAAAACUACGCCCGGCCUCACUCUGCCUUCUCCGGCAGCUCUUCCUUUUACGCCGGCGGACACAGGCUCCAGAGGCCCGUUUCCGCCACCCUGCCCUCAUCCUACUCCAUGGGCUCCCUUCGAGGCGGGGCAGGAACCCCCUCGACCCCCUGGUCCCGGCAGACACCUUCCCCCUCGCCCUCGUCUCCGUCACCCACCACCACUCCGGAGCCUAUGUCCGAGGCCGGGAGCAGGUCAGUGAGUGGCAAGAAAAUCUGUACGUUCUGUGACAGCCCUCUGGGAAAGGGAGCGGCCAUGAUCAUCGAGUCCCUGGGGCUCUGUUAUCAUUUGAGCUGCUUUAAGUGUAUCGACUGUAAGGCUAACCUCGGAGGAACGGAAGCUGGGGCUGAAGUCAGAAUACGAAACAAACAGCUCUACUGUAACUCCUGCUACAUGCGAUUCAAAACCGGUCAGCCCACCGCUAUGUGACAUCACUGUCCUCCAGCAGAUCGACGAAGAGACUACUUGUGACAACAACCCAUGAACACCGGCUCCGUCGCAAACAGCCGGAAACCCUCGGCUCGGACACACCUCCAUUUACGACUCUAGAAAUCUCCCUUUUGUCUCAUUGAGCAGAAUCAUGUUUUGUGUUUUUACAGUGUGCGAUUGAGAGGGUAUGAGCUUGCAAAGACAUUAUCUACUUUAACAUGUUUAUAUCGUAUUAAGUAUUACAGCCAUGCAAAUUGUAAGGGUUGUGCAUGCACCAGAGCUUUUUUUUUUUUUCGAUGUUUUAGCCGUUAAACUAGUCGAGCAAUAAACAGACUUUAAGAUCCCACAGGCGGGGGCUGUCAUAUGAGACAGAUUUUCCAGAUAUGAGAAAGAACCCUGCAGGAUCAUCCUCCUUCUCGUUUUCACGCUUGUUUUGUUUUCUGCUGAAUCUCGUGGUUAUAACGUGUUUGUCAGCCAAGGUGUUCUCGUCAUGUGUAUGUGCCUUUUUCAUUGGUAACAGGGAGAAGUGAUUAAGAUUAUCAGAAUUCUUUCAAAAUAUAUUUAAAAAGAGAAACUUCUGCUUGGAUAGCACUUGUCUGGAGUUAUUGCUGAUAGAUGGAGGAUUGUACACAGAAGCAGGUUUCCACGUGAAGAUUAUAUAUCCCAUUGAAUGGCAUUGAGGCAAAAUGGUAACAUUUGUAAAUAAAACGACUAAAUCCUCA